AUGUACCCCAAUCCCUUUCCUCAGUACCCAUCAGAAGGCUUGACGGAUCAAAUGCGGAUGAAUCAACACGUGAUGUGGAAUAACGGACAGUAUGGAUACCCCCAGAAUGCCUUCCUGAAUACACAACCACACGCAGUCAGUCAUCACUGGAGCCAACAAGGACCAGCCCAUGAAUUCCAGCGACCACAACUGCCGCCUCAACCCCAAACGGUUAUCGACAAUUCUGACAAUAUCAGAGUAACGCUGAAAGAUGAAAAAGAGUGGAAGGAGCUUCAUAAAUUGCGCAACGAGAUGCUAGUUCUAUCAGUCGGAAGAAUGCUCUUCCCACAACUCAACUACCUGGUCACUGGUCUCAAUACACACGAAAACUACACAUUUGGCCUAAAACUCAAGCGACUCAACAGCAAUAUCUUGAAACGCAAUGAGGGGGGUUGGGAAGAAAGUAAAAUCAAGGUGAAGGCGUCUUGGGAGAGCAAUGAGAUAUUUUCGGAUACUUGUAAAGGAAGCGUAUGGAUGGAACAGGGAGUAUUCUUCAAGACAGCUAAAAUCUAUUCUGAAAAGAAAAGAACCAGAAUAGUGACAGAGACUGAGGAGAAAAGACAGGAAGGACUUCUUAUCAACACUCGCUGCCGCUAUAUUCCAGUCCUCAGUAUCUAUUCCCAGGAAUCUGAAAUUGCCUCUAGACAGUUCCCCAAAUCAUUCGAAAUCGAGGUAACACAGUUUGUUGCAGUCACUUGUGUGAAGAACACCGCUGUGGUAAACUGGAAAACAGCAAAAAACAAAUUUGCUAGAGUUGACUUUAAGGAGAAUUUGAUGAAAAAUAGGAAACGUGAUUUUAAGGAAUCAGAAGACAAUUCUGGAAUCUCCUUGGCGGACAACACAAUGACAUCGUCCCACUCACCAAUAGUUGCAAAGGAGGAUUCGGAGUGUUAUCAGGCUACCGUAUCCACAAUGGGCGUUCCUCAAAGUAAUGGGAACUCUAAUCUGGAAUCAUUGUUGACUCAUGGACCUUCAACCUCCACAGUCGCACAUUAUGCUCCGAAUUUUUUGAAUUACAACGUGACUCCCGGUGUUCCUACUUUUGCUUUUUCCUCAGCAACUGUAAGCAACGGAGCACCUCAGUACUCAAUGAAUGAUUGUAGACCACUUGAUCAAGCAUCCAUGGCUACCAAUAAUUUGCUCAUUCCAUGUCAAUCGCAACCAAUUCCAUGCAGAGCCGUCCACCACAAUAUGGAACAAGUGGAACACCAAGGAAUCCUCACUCGGCCUACUGGACCAUCCAAUAAGUCAUCGUGGGAUAAUAAUAAUAUGACUCUCGAUUUCACUCAAAACUCCAACUACCAAUUUUGA
Molecule: messenger RNA, 1350 nt
Organism: Caenorhabditis remanei
Lineage: Eukaryota; Metazoa; Nematoda; Chromadorea; Rhabditida; Rhabditidae
Exons: 3
Coding region: 1-1350 (449 amino acids)
Biological process (GO): cell fate specification; positive regulation of DNA-templated transcription; regulation of transcription by RNA polymerase II
Cellular component (GO): nucleus
Molecular function (GO): DNA-binding transcription factor activity, RNA polymerase II-specific; RNA polymerase II cis-regulatory region sequence-specific DNA binding
Source: RefSeq, a predicted model, not a curated record